AAAAAAAAAAAAAAUAGAAAGAUUUCUUUGACCUGUAUAUUUUCUCUUCAUCGUCUUUCUGCAUCCAUCUGACGUUUCAUGUCACUAGUAUCCAAACAAUUUCAGUUCUAUGUGAUCAUAUACUACCUCUUUUGGCUCUUCGAAGUUCUGUCAAUCUGGUUCUGCCACUAUGCCUUCUUCAAGUUCCUGUUCCCACUUUCUGGAGCCUCCCACACCACUGUUUUGGGUACUAAUUCCGGUCUUAGGGUUUUGACGUCUCAACACAAGCUCUUAUGUCAUUGCAGGUUUUCAUGAUUUUCUUGGCGAGCCAAUGAAAUUAUACAAUCCAGAGAAGACUUUUGUUUCUGAAUGGCGGCAUGCUGAGGAGGAAUGCUGCUAAAUUGAUUAAUUGGGUUACUUGAUGAUAGGUCACUGCAGGGAAUCGGUGAUGUUGGAAUGUGAUCAACCUAAUUCAGAGGGAAGAGGUUUGGAUUUCGAAUCUCCAAAAGUUUGCUGGCUCGGUGUUUAAUGUGGAACUCUAGACAGUCCCAUGGACAGCAAAGCCUAUUUUGCAGGUUAUGCUACUUCGGAUUGCCUCAUUUUGGUCCCUAGGAUCUUGGGAAUUCCAUUCUUAGAUCACACAGUAGGGUUCAGAAAGUAACCCUUGACAUACAGAGGCCAAGCUAUGAUAGCCUCUCAAAUGGCUGAUGGUCUAGCUGGGAGUGCAUCCUCCACCUGCCUUGCAAAAUGUCAUCCCCUUCCUCCUGACUGUUUCAAGUCUAGCCUUGAACGGAAGUGGUAGUUUAAUGUUGCUUUACAUUUAGGGUGUUUCAUGUUUCCCCUGUUCAGCUGCCUCAGAUAAACCUCUAGUUGUUGCCCAUUCUUCCAACAAUGCCUGUCCCAGUCUCAAGCAUUGAGCAAUCAAUUGUUCAACAAGACUGAAUGGCAAUGAUCCUCUUAGCUGUUGUACUUUCCAUUCAUGCCCCUAUAUGGAAGGAAAUUGUAUUCCGUGGGCUCCUUCUCUCUCCUUUGACCAGAUACAUGAACAAAGGUUGCUCAAUUUUGAUGAGCUCAAUCGCUUUUACUUUGGCUCACUUCAAUAUGCAGAGGAUGCUGCCAUUUAUAUUUCUUGGAGUGUUGAUCGGUGGUGUCUUUACACGAUCAAGGAACAAGUUUGCACUAGUGCUAUAGCACAGCCUCUGGAAUGCCUUUGUCUUUUUAGAUCUCAUGAAAAGAUAUUUACACUCUGUAAAAUUUUCUGAAUCAGGUAUACCCACAUUGCCUUUCCCAAUGUACUCCUUGUUCUGGUUUGUAGGGCUUUACCAGGUUUACAUUCACAAAUCUUCACAUCUGCUGUGGGCUGCUAUAAACUGCCAUAUUCUUUAUGGUUUGAGGAUCUGUUGGUAGCCAGGUGACUCAUCUAAUAGGGACAUCAUAGGCAAUUUAGCCUGAUAUCAAACGGUUGCUUUGUUUGGUUUGGAAUAUGUGAGUAUUCUUCUCCAAUAGAUGUUUUUAGGGGCAGAAUCCAAUUUCUCUUACUUUUUUGUUCUCAGUCACCAAUUUCCUUGAUUGCUGUUGAAAAAUCAUUAUGAAUAAAUAGUCUAGGUCAUCAGUUCAGAUGCAAUAAUAGAGCUAUUAGUUAAAGACAGGGAUCAAUCUUGUAUAUAAAGAUGGUAAAAUACAGUUUUUUCACACAAAUCUACCCAGGCCGAAAAGAGUUAUUUUUUUAUUCAUAUUGAAAUAUUUUGCAAUUUUAUUUUGUUGUAGUGUCCAUGUUAUUAAAUAUAGAUUUAUUUUUUUCUUGUUGAUGUCCAAGUUAUCACCAGCAAGAGGUGUUCUGUUCAAAACUAAUUGCUUUGUUAUUUUCUUUUUUAACCAGUAACUAACUACUACAUUUUCGAUGAUCUCAUGAUAACCUGCUGUGUUUGGUUGGGAAAAGUACGAUAAUGUGCGGUAGAGAUUUUCUCUCUGUAAAUUCAACUUUUGCCUUGUCAGCAAGAUGUCCCAUUUGUUUUUUCAUGUGGAAAUUUUCUGUAAUUCUGCAGUAAUAACAUGUUCCUUGUGAUGUAUUAAAUGGAGACGAACUUUUCCUAGGUUAUAACAGAAUCUUUCACCAGAAGCAUUUAUUUGGAAUUUAACUGCUCCUUUGAGCGCUGGAUGCUUUAGAAAUUGCCUAAUGUCCUGAAGGAGAUGCCUUAGGGGGACCGAUUGGUUUCAAGUCACUUUCUAUUCUUGGCUUUUGUCCCACAAACUUUGGUCAUUGUUCAUUUCAUUCUCCGACAUCCCUUGGGGACCCUUGUCUGCUUUUUUUUUUUUUCAAAAUUGUAUUAAACAAUUAUUAGUUCUGGUUUGAAUGAAAAGGACAUUACUUUCCCAAGCAUUUAAGUUUUGCGAAGAUUCAAACUCACCACCACUCGGGCUGUUAGUGGAUGUAAAAGCUUGAAAUUUGUACACCAAGAGAACUUAGUGAUAUUUCCUUCUUCAUUUUUUUCUAUUUGUAUACUGGAAUUUAUAUCUGAUGUCCUAUUAUAUUUGUUUUGGUGUUGUAUUAUAGGUGAAUAAUAGAAGGCUGUAACUACCGUUUUCUUGAAUAUGGUUUAUAAAUCUUUAUGAUAUUGCACAUUCACUCGGUACUUCCAAGCUUUCUUCUUCCCCUAGAAAUAAUGUAAAAUCUGGGGUAUUGCAAGCCUUUUUAUUUUCACAUAAAUAUCUCAUGAUUCUGAGAGCUAUUGCUUCAUGUGUUAUGAAAAUAGAUAGUGCUGAUAUGCAUGUUUUGAAAAUAGAUUAGAAAUCUGGUAACAGCUCCUCAGUAAUUAAUAUAUAUGUAUGUGUAUUUUGUUAUAAAUGGACUGCUUCUGGGACAAAAGUCUUGAUGCACUAGUUAAUUCUGCUCAAGGGUUUCUCUGAUUUUCUUGUUUUAUAAUGUUUGUUGGCAUUAAUAUUUAAAGCAGAUAGAAAUAGAAGUUAUUUUAAUAACCUGAUAAAAUUGGUGUGUAGUUAAGAUAUUAUCCAAUUCAGAAAUUUUGAAGCAUCUUAGGGACCACCUCACACUUGUUAAUUUUUUGUAGUUAUAUUUAGAAUAAAAAUAUUAUCUUGGAAGUAUUUUUUACAUUUUAUUUCAAACUUGUGCUGUUGCAGUUAGGAUGUAAGCAUCAGAAGCAUGAAUUAUAAAAAGAUGGAGACAAAAUUAAAGGGAGCCAAGUGAGAUCAACAAUUUUGUCUAGAAUGUAUAGAUUAUAGGUUCAUGAGAAGCAUUCAAAAGCAUUAGACUGGUUGUAUGCCCUUUAUUCUUGCUUUAGCAGCUCAUUGGAUAAACGAUUAGAGUGUUCAUGAACCUGCUUCCACUAUAGAUUCUGUCUACCAAUUGCUUCUCUCUUUGAAAUAUUUAUAGGGUUUGUUAGACUUACACAUAUUUAAAAGCAUAGGACUUGGCCUCCUUCUUUUGUUUGUUUUUUUUUUUCCCCCCUCAUGUCUGCUGUUUAUUGUAAACAAUGGAAUAUGCAUGAAGCUUUUCUAAUUUUACUUUUCUUUGCUUGUAUUGUAAAGAGAAACCAUCUUCUCUGUGAAGUUUGGAAAAUAUAUAUGAAUAAAGGACAAGUGGGGUAAAGGAUUGACGCAACAGUACAUAAUGGAUGCUUGUGGGGUCACAUAUUUCUGUUCCGUUUCCCCUUUCUUCUAUUUUAAAUAUUAAAAUUCAUUGUCUCUUGCCAGACAGCCACACACCCAAUUGUUAGAAACAGGGUAUAUAUACAUACAUGCAUAUAUGCUUUGGAGAUAUAUUUGUUAGGUGGAGGGCUUUUGCUAAUUCCUAUUCUGUAUCUAUUUCUUAUAUUUUUGUUGUAAACUUUGUCCAUUCUCUUCCUUUACAUAUCUUGUUAGAAUAUCAUCCAUGGAAACUUCACAGCCUCUUUCUAUUGAGAGCUUUUCUUAUAGCUGGCUAGUAAACCUGAAACCAUCAUUGGAAAGCUUGGACAAUUCCCUUAGAGCUUCACUUGAUGCAUCCGAUGAAGCUUCCUUCAUUGAGAUGGACCCAAAAAUGACACCUUCAAAAAGAUUCUUCAGAAACUCUCAGGAUUUUAAAUUUGACUUCCCUAUUUCACAAUCUCCGCUUACUGUUGUUCAUGCUGAUGAGCUCUUUUCUAAUGGUUAUGUGAUGCCCCUCUUCGUUGAUCCAUUGAAAAUUGAGAGUUAUGAGGUUUCAGAUUCAAGCCCAGCCCUUCCUCCCUCCUCAAAUACACCAAAAGUUGUUUCAGCUAUGCAAACUCGUUCUUCUUCGUUGAGAAGGUGCCGGACAUUAUCAAAGAAAAUAUUUCACAAGUACUUUGAUUUUUUGAGGCCGCUGUACAGAAGAAUUCGAGGUCACCGAUCAAGUUCUAGAGCUGAAAAUACAGAUACAAAAGUUCAGGUGGUGAAGAGUUGGUUAUAUUCAACUGAAUCAUCUCCAAGAAUAAGCGUAGCUUAUUCUGUUGAUGAUUGGCGGAGGUCUUGUGAUUCUGAGAGUUCAAUUUAUGAGGCAGUUCUUCAUUGCAAAAGAUCCAUUGGGAAAUAAAUCAAGACCGUUGUCCAAAAGAAAAAAGGGAAAGAAAAGUGAGCAAUGUGCCAAUCUCCACAUUCACAUGGGAAGACUGAAAACGAGAGGAAUAAAGAAAGAUCAGCAGCCACUUGUCUUUUGUUUUUUCCUUCUCUUCUGCUGUGAGGAUAAUGUAAAUUUGGUUUUAUGAGGAAGGAGAAACUAUGUUGGAUGGUCGGCCAUGGAAAUUCUGGCCUUAUGGAGAAAAAGAAUUGAAGGCAAAUUAAAGUUUUGUUUUUGUCUUUUUCUUUUAUGGGAGAAAAAGCUAUUUACUAGCAAGAUUCUCUCCCUUAUAUAUGUAAAGUUUCAAUGAAUCCAAGAUUAUUUUAUUCGCGGCAUGCUUCCAUUA
Messenger RNA from Jatropha curcas, 4898 nucleotides. The record is from RefSeq and is a predicted model, not a curated record. Lineage: Eukaryota; Viridiplantae; Streptophyta; Magnoliopsida; Malpighiales; Euphorbiaceae.